AUGGAGAAGAACGAAGAAGAUACAAAAUCGGAUGGAAAGAAAGUAGGCUUGGUUGGGGUCAAAUCUGCGACUCAGAAUUCUGUAAAAUCUGCAGCCAACGUAGGUACAGGGAAGUCAAUGAGUAGAAUGAAAGUUCGGAGACAGUCUUACGGGUUUAGUGGAGCCGUCACAGGAGUGCAACAACAUAAAUAUUCAGCGCUCGCAACGGAGUUCAAACGACCACCCCUGAUCUUUCAAAAUACAUAUCAAACAGAACCAACCGUUCGGUUUCACGUGCCAAGUGUGAAAAAAUGUAUGAAUGAAGUUUUAGAUAAACAAUUCACUGGCCAUGUAUAUAACGCUUCGGUAUCGCCAGGACUAACGAUAAUCAUAGCCGGAGAAAUAAUGCGAAGCGUCAAAAAGCUAGGUUUCAAUCGCUACCGAAUUAUCUCCGUAGUAACCAUUGCUCAGAAGAGAAGUCAAAGCUAUCAUAAUGCAGUCUCCUUCCUCUGGGACCACGAGAGAGAUGGCAUCGUAAAUACGCAGAGAGAACUCCACACAGCCUUCAUUCAAGCCACCGUUUUUGGUGUAUAUCUCGACUGAUACUUUCAAACUUCGAAUAGCUCCUCGCGUUUG
Helicoverpa zea (corn earworm) is the source of this 615-nucleotide messenger RNA. Its product is annotated as dynein light chain Tctex-type 5-like. The record is from RefSeq and is a predicted model, not a curated record. Gene Ontology annotation, molecular function: dynein intermediate chain binding. Gene Ontology annotation, biological process: microtubule-based movement. The coding region runs from base 1 to 582 and encodes 193 amino acids. The transcript has 3 exons. Gene Ontology annotation, cellular component: cytoplasmic dynein complex; cytoplasm. NCBI's taxonomy places the organism in Eukaryota, Metazoa, Arthropoda, Insecta, Lepidoptera, Noctuidae.